Molecule: messenger RNA, 463 nt
Organism: Bombina bombina (fire-bellied toad)
Lineage: Eukaryota; Metazoa; Chordata; Amphibia; Anura; Bombinatoridae
Gene: NDUFB2
Product: NADH:ubiquinone oxidoreductase subunit B2
Exons: 4
Coding region: 72-380 (102 amino acids)
Cellular component (GO): mitochondrial inner membrane
Source: RefSeq, a predicted model, not a curated record
AUCUUUAGCCAAUCAGCGGCGUCCGUGGUUAAGUGACGGAAGGUGACAUUGUGCUUCGGGCUGACUGAGCCAUGUCGUCCCUGGUGCGGUUAGGAGGUGUCCUGCGGGCCGGCAGCCGGUUAUUGGGGGGAGCCGUGCGGAAGAGGCCCGGGGUUAGAAACGCCGGAGGAGGAGUUCACAUAGAGCCGCGUUACCGGCAGUUCCCAGAGCUCACCAAGAACCAGGUCCUGCAGGCAGAGAUCCUCAGUGGGUUUAUGUGGUUCUGGAUCCUGUGGCACCUGUGGCAUGACUCCGACGCAGUGCUGGGUCACUUUCCCUAUCCUGACCCAUCCGAGUGGACAGAUGAGGAGCUAGGAAUCCCUCCUGAAGGGGAAGAAUGAGCCUUUAGGUACAUGUGCUGGUCUGCUGGUCACUGUGUAUGUGUUUGCAGUGAUACUUAUUGUAAAUAAAUCUAUUAAUACAA